Molecule: messenger RNA, 1368 nt
Organism: Pistacia vera
Lineage: Eukaryota; Viridiplantae; Streptophyta; Magnoliopsida; Sapindales; Anacardiaceae
Exons: 1
Coding region: 1-1368 (455 amino acids)
Source: RefSeq, a predicted model, not a curated record
AUGUCCGACGUCGAGCUACAACAAAAACGAGAAAAGGGUCUCUGUUUCCAUUGUGAUGAGAAAUAUGGGCCAAAUCACUACUGUCAGAGCAAAUCGAUCCAGGUACUAUUAGUGACCGACGACGACAGGGCAGAAAACGACUACGGCAGUCCUGAACCCACCUCAGAAAUAUCCGACGAAGGUAAUCCAUUGGCCCUAUCCAUGCACUCAAUCGUAGGGGUAACCAUUGAUAAAACCCUAAAAUUAAAAAGGGUGAUUGGAGGUAUAGAGGUGAUUGUUUUGGUUGACAAUGGGGCUUCCCACAAUUUCAUUUCGCAUGAAUUGGUGCGAAAAUUAGAGCUACCAGUGGAGAGAGGUAAAUCCUUUAGGGUGAUGGUGGGAAACGGAUUUACAAUUAGAAGAGAGGGAAUUUGCAGAGGAGUGCCAUUGCGAAUGCAAGGUAUUGAAUUGUGUCAAGACUAUUUUCCAUUUGAGUUAGGAGGGGCAGAUGUCGUGCUAGGAAUUUCUUGGCUUAGUACACUGGGAGAUGUUUGUGCAAAUUGGAGAAAUCUGACAAUGGAAUUUUUCAAUGAAAGGAAGAAGGUGGUUCUACAAGGGGAUCCAUCGUUAGUCAAGACAGUGGUAUCACUAAGGGCAAUGCUAAAAUCCUUGCAGAGAGAGGAUGCGGGAUAUGUGGUUGAGUUAUGCUCCAUUGUUGUUAAGGAAGAGGAAACAGAAGAACCCAUGGACCCAGCAGCCGCAGUAGUUGUUGAUGGAUUUAGCCACCUGUUUGAACAGCCGACUACACUCCCACCCAAGAGACCCACUGACCACACCAUAGUUUUAGAAACCAAUACCAAACCUCCCAACAUCCACCCGUACAAAUACUUAUUUACCCAAAAAAAUGAAAUUGAAAGGUUAGUAGGUGAGAUGCUGAUGGCAGGUAUUAUACAACCCAGCACAAGUCCUUUUGCUAGUCCGGUUCUAUUGGUAAAAAAAAAGGAUGGCAGUUGGCGGUUUUGUGUUAAUUACCGAGCACUUAAUAACAUCACUAUUCCAGACAAAUUUCCAAUUCCCUCAAUUGAUGAGCUGUUGGAUGAACUAUCAGGGGCAGCCAUUUUUACAAAACUGGACCUCAAAUCAUGUUACCACCAGAUUCAGGUUAAAGAAGAGGACGUCCCCAAAACAGCAUUUAGAACCCACGAAGGGCACUAUGAGUUCCUGGUCAUGCCCUUCGGGUUGACCAAUACCCCUUCCACUUUUCAAGCUUUAAUGAACACUAUUUUUAAAUCAGUCUUGCGGAAGUUUAUACUUGUAUUCUUUGACGAUAUUUUGAUUUACAGCCCUGAUUUGAAGACCCAUCUGCCGCACAUGCAACACACCUUUUAG